Molecule: messenger RNA, 2232 nt
Organism: Stegodyphus dumicola
Lineage: Eukaryota; Metazoa; Arthropoda; Arachnida; Araneae; Eresidae
Gene: Camta
Product: Calmodulin-binding transcription activator
Biological process (GO): regulation of transcription by RNA polymerase II
Cellular component (GO): nucleus
Molecular function (GO): double-stranded DNA binding; transcription coregulator activity; protein binding
Source: RefSeq, a predicted model, not a curated record
AUGAUUGAAGAUUUAGAAAAUCAAAAAUACCAACUAAUUGAAGUGCAGUGUAUAUAUGGAUGUUACGUGCAUUCAGCCAUUCUUCCUACAUUUCAUCGUCGUUGUUAUUGGUUAUUGCAGAAUCCUGAUAUAGUACUAGUGCACUAUCUGAAUGUCCCUUACAGUGAUGACAACAAACUUUUGGUUACACCGAGUCUCAGUUACUGUGCUGACAAAAAGGAAUGGACAAAGGAGGAACUGGUUUCUCAAUUGAAACCUAUGUUUUACAGUGAGAAUGAACCUGAUCUGAACAAUGAGUUGGAGAUCUCAACUGCAGAGACUGUAGAGGCAAUAGUGCAACAGUUGAUGGAGAAACAGCGUGCCAAGUCCAAUGCACGAACACAUGAAUGUGCUUGCGACAAUGCUACCAAGGGAAAUACUUCAACAACUGAUAAAAAAUGCACUCAUACCUUUCACAGAAUCAUAUCUCCUAAAACCCAUUCCCGAGGCGUAUUAGCUGCAGUGAGCACAGCUGCUGCAAACUCUUCAACCUUAUCAUCAACCACAACAACUCAAGUCUCAUCCACAGCUACAACGGUUUUGACAACACCAACAACAUCUGCCAAAUCUGAAGAAGCCCCAACCAAAAGAGCCACAGUAUCUGCAACUGUUGCUGUCUCUGGUGUUACUCCACGACCUGGGAGUGUGAUACUGGCUCCAUGUCGUCCAAUCCUUCAGGAUGGAAAACAUGAAGUUGCCAUAACUGCAGGCAAUCAUGGGUCUGGAAAUGGUUCUGCAACAGCUGCUACAUCUCUUAUUUUAAAUUUAUCACAACUGCAAGGUGGAGGAGGCCUUCUCAUUUUAAACAGUGCAGCAGCAGCAUCAGGUGUUGGUCUGACUUCAGCUUCAGUGACACCUGUCACUUUUUUGUGUGGACAAGAUACAACUGCUGCAACAGCUGUCAGAAAUAUAACUACUCACACUUUGCAUAGUGCAAUGGAUACAUCGGAUGGUUCUAACUCAUCAACAAAGCCCAUCAAAAAGCAGUCACCAACUGUUAAAGCUGAACUUGAAGAAGGUUUGGAAUGUGCUCUGAAAAGAGAUGUUAAUUUUUCAAAUGUUCCAACAAGCAAGGACCCUGAUUUAUGUAGUGUCAUGGACGAGCUGUCUUCAGAGACAAAAGACUUACCUUUGAAUCUCUUUGAAGACAAUUUAGCCAUGUCACAUGAUGAUAUCCAACGUACUCUACUAGCCAACAUGCCUCCUCCGCCCAAGUACAUUGUUCCAGAUUCAACCAGCUCUCAAAUCUCUGUGAAAUUAGAACCUCCUCAUCCAUCAGAUAAUGUGAUAGUGGAUUUAAAUCCUAUGGACUUUAUCGACAAUGACAUUUCAACACCUGAUGAAGAAGUCUUUAAUAUGGAUACAUUUGAUAUAUUGAGUGAUCUUCCUAAUCUUGAUGACCUGAACCCAGACCUUGCUCCAAGCAGUGGCUUAUCCAGCAGCAGCUCCUCAACACCUAUCAGUACUGCUUCCUUUGCUGGCAAACCUUCAGCGAUGGAUUACAGAGAAGGAACUGCAAACAUCACUGAUUAUUCCCCUGACUGGAGUUAUCCUGAGGGUGGUGUUAAGGUUCUUGUCACAGGACCUUGGUAUUCAUCCUCAUCUCCUUACAGUAUAUUAUUUGAUGGAAUUAGUGUGCCAACUACUUUAGUUCAAAGUGGAGUUCUUAGGUGUUAUAGCCCUCUUCAUGAACCAGGAAUGGUGUCUCUUCAAGUUGCCUGUGAAGGAUUUGUCAUAUCAAACUCAGUAUCUUUUGAAUACAGACGAAGACAAUCUGCUACUAAUAUAAAAUCAGAAGAUUGGUUUUUUGUUGAAGAUAGUACACUUAAACUUUCUGUCUUGGAAAGGCUAGAAAAAAUGGAAACGAAAUUGUCAUUUAGCCUAGAUAAUUCUGCUGCAGGAUUAACUACAAACAGUGUUGUACAAAAUGUAAGUGAUGAGCAAAAGUCUUUUGAAGAUCGCCUUGUAACACUUUGUCAAAAAUUCAUGACUGGUAGCUGGACACAACAAGAUGAUGUGAAACCCAUAGAAACCACAACAUGUUCUGACCUUACACUGCUGCAUUUGGCAGCUGCAUUGGGUUUCUCACGUCUGGUUUGCACACUUUUGCACUGGAGAACAGAAAACUCAUCAUUGGUGCUUUGGAGAGAAGUUGAUGCAUUGAGCCAAGAUAACAGAGGCUGCACUCCUCUG